Anastrepha ludens (Mexican fruit fly) is the source of this 6718-nucleotide messenger RNA. RefSeq names its product 3-phosphoinositide-dependent protein kinase 1 (gene Pdk1). Lineage: Eukaryota; Metazoa; Arthropoda; Insecta; Diptera; Tephritidae. The record is from RefSeq and is a predicted model, not a curated record. Gene Ontology annotation, molecular function: protein serine/threonine kinase activity; ATP binding. Gene Ontology annotation, biological process: peptidyl-serine phosphorylation; intracellular signal transduction. The coding region runs from base 209 to 2737 and encodes 842 amino acids. The transcript is spliced from 6 exons.
AAAACCGAAUUAUUUGAAUUUGAAAAAUAAAGAAUAUUCAAUAAUUCCGCAAAUUUUAGUUUUAAAGUUAAAGCUUGAAAACGAAAUAGAGAGAGUUGAGAAACAAAAGUCUUCAAAUGGCAGUGCACAUUCAACCAGGAGAAGUUUUUUGAAUUGGAUUUUAAUUUUUUUUUGUUACAUUUGGGUUUUUAAUAAAACAGCCUCCCCAAUGAAAUGUAAAAGCUGGUCGAAUAAAAUCAACAAUUUUGUUGUGCGUCGCCUGAAGUCAAUUAAGAUAAACGGUCAACAGCAACAACAAAUUCUGUCGCCGUGCAGCACGAUGCCAGCGAUGCCAAAAGAAAAGGCUACCGCAGUAUCGUUGAAUGAGAAUAAUUUUAGUGAAUUGAAAUUGAAAGAGUUGGCUACUAGCGCUACCGUUGCUGCCACCGCCAUGGCCACAACAGCGGCAAGUCGCAUGCAACAGCAUACGUCAAACACCCCCACGCACCAUCUUCCCGCUACAGUACAGACUCCAACAUCGCUGCCUCCAGCGGUACAACAACAGACAAUGCCUCAACAGCAUCGGGCACAACGCCAAACACAACAACAGCAGCAGCCACAGUCCCGCAACAGUGUUUGUGGCUGUGGCAUUGCCUCGGCCAUACCGGAGACAGUGGGCAGCAUAAAUCAUGGCAGCAGCAGUAAAUAUUUAACCAAUGGACAUUCAUCACCUUUGGCCGCCGCUGUUGCUGCUGCACAGCAAAAUGGUGCCACAUCACCGCAACACACACCGACAUGUUGUCGAUAUCAACAACAGCAGCAACAUAAUGGUUACAUUGGGGAACCACAGUCACUACGCACAAACAAUGGACUUGCAGGUGGUGGUGCAGCUGCACCCACCACCGCCAUCAAUAUCGCCUCGGCUUCCACACUCUUUGCAACGUCCCCAGCCUGUGCCUCAACGUCCCCCACAAAUAACGUGGCUGUAACUCCGCCAAAGAAAUCGCCAAACGACUACAUCUUUGGCAAGUACAUUGGCGAGGGCAGCUUCAGCAAUGUGUACCUCGCAGUGGAUGUGCACACAAAGCGUGAAUAUGCAAUUAAGGUGUGCGAGAAACGCCACAUUCUGCGUGAGGACAAGCAGGAGUAUGUGCGGCGUGAGCGCGAAGCCAUGCACAUGAUGACCAAUGUGCCCGGCUUUGUGAAUCUGUCGUGUACGUUCCAGGACAGACGUUCUCUGUACUUUGUGAUGACCUAUGCCAAGAAUGGCGAUUUGCUGCCGUACAUCAAUAAGGUGGGAUCCUUCGAUGUGGACUGCACACGCCACUAUGUGGCCGAAUUAGUAUUAGCUUGCGAGCAAAUGCACCGUCGCAAUGUGGUGCAUCGUGACCUGAAACCUGAGAAUAUCCUAUUGGAUGAAGACAUGCACACACUGAUAGCCGACUUCGGUUCGGCGAAAAUCUUCAAACCCGAUGAGCGUUCCUCGGUGGCCAGCACUUGUGUAAAUGUGCCGUCUACGUUGACGCGUAGUAGCCGUUUUCCGAAUCGCAGUGAUGAGGAUGAGGACGACGACGCCGAGGACACCAAUGAUACUGGCAGCGAUGAGGAUCGCACACAUAGUGGGCGACCAGGACGUUAUUACAAUCGCAGACGCAAGGGCAGCUUUGUAGGUACGGCGCAAUACGUUUCGCCAGAGGUUUUGCAAAAUGGACCCAUUUCACCCGCUGCUGAUCUAUGGGCUCUCGGCUGUAUAGUCUACCAGAUGAUAUCUGGCUUACCGCCUUUCCGCGGCAGCAAUGACUAUGUCAUAUUCAAGGAAAUUUUGGCUUGCGACCUAGACUUUCCACAAGGCUUCGACAAAGAUGCUGAGGAUCUAGUCAGAAAACUAUUGAAGGUAAAGCCUGAAGAGCGCUUGGGUGCACAAGACGGAGGUGGUUCCUAUGUGAGCAUACGCUCACAUCCGUUCUUUAACGGUAUUGACUUUGGCACUGUGCGACAACAAACUCCGCCCCCAAUAUACCCAUACUUGCCGGGCGUUUCGAAAGACGAAGACUUUCGCUCACAAUACUGUAUGCCCGAAAAUCUCGAACCGGGCUUGGACGACAAGCAACUUACCCGUUUGCUCGGCAUUGAAUUAGGCACAUCGCUUGGUGGCGGCGAUUGCAAACAGAAUGGCAGAGAGAUUGAGAAAAAGACUGUAAUAAAAAAUAUUUACGACAUUUCGGAUGCUGAGAAACAGAAACGUUUAGAGCAACAAAAGUCUGAUAAGUGGCACAUCUUUGCUGACAACGAGGUCAUAUUGAAGAAGGGCUAUAUCAAUAAACGCAAAGGCCUGUUCGCACGCAAGCGCAUGUUGCUGCUCACGACGGGCCCGCGCUUGAUCUACAUCGACCCCGUACAGAUGGUGAAGAAAGGUGAAAUACCAUGGAGCGCGGAACUGCGUGUUGAGCCUAAAAACUUCAAAAUAUUCUUUGUGCAUACGCCCAACCGAACAUACUAUCUGGACGAUCCUGAUGGCUAUUCGCUCGAAUGGGUCGAUUCUAUCGAAAGAAUGCGAAAACUCGUGUACCCAGACAGUGAGACAGUGGCAGUUGCAUCAACAGCGACGGGCACUUCGCCGAAAUCGUCCCAUCGAACAAAUUCACCAACGGCGCUGGCCAACGGCAGCACCUCCAGUGGCAGCAGUAGCAGUGGUAACAUGUUGACGGCAGCUAUCGCCGCUGCAACUGGCCGGACGAUGAAAACGGCGUCAAACUGAAUGAAGCGCCAGCCGGAAUUCAUAUAUCUACUGAAGGCGCAACUAAAAUCUUACAAAACCCCAAAAACGUCGUUCAAAUGCCUAUAGCGGGGGAAGCGAAAGGCGAAGGCAGCAACUACAGUAGCUGUUGGACAAAUAAGCGCCGAAGAAUAUGGAAUAAGAUAAAUAACAAGAGAGCAGACUCAGCAAGUGGCGGGCGAGUUGCUGUGUUCACAUCUAAAAAAUGUUUAGAACAAAUUUAGUUCAAAUCAUCAAAUACAUAAAAUAAUUAUUAAUUACUAAAAAUAUCAAUUAAACUAAUGUAUAGUAUAUAACUGCAGAAGUGUAGCGAAUAGCAGAAUAGCAAAGCAUAAUUGUAGCAUGAAAACAAGAAGAGCAAGAAGAAUAGCGCAGAAGUAGGCAGAAUUAAGGUCAUAGCAAAAAUGCGUAUAGCAAAAUUAGUAAACAAUAUUUAGCGUUUAAGUGUGCAAAUCCAAAAUAUGUAGUUGCAAAUGCGAAAACAGGAGGAAGCAAUAGCAGUGAAUGGGUAAAAAAGUAUGCGAGAAGUUGAGGUGCACAUGUGAAGCCGUGACGUAAUGUACAUAUGUAUGUAUAUGCAAUGCAGCGGGGGAGUUGAAGAGUUGUAAAUCGAAUGACGUAGUGUAUAGUAUAUAUUCAACCAGAAACAGACAAACAUAAUAUUUACGAAUAUGCUAUCUUUACAACAACUAAAACAAUACUAAUGCAAUACAGUUAAUGCAUGCAAACAUAUACAUAUGUGGUCAGCAUUUUCAGCAAGCAUAUACACAUAUAUGCCAACAUACAUACAUAUAUAGCAAAGACACAUGCAAAGUAUAUACGAAAUGGAGCAUAAUUUAAAUUAAUGUAAUUCUAAUUGUAAACAAAUGUGAAUAUUUUGUAGUUAGUCACAAUUAAAUGAAUUAUACACCAGCAGAGCAGGCAUGCAGACAGACGUACGUUCAUAGUAAAAUGAGAGAGAAAACUUUAAGCUAGAACUAACUUAACGAUGCUAGCUAGCAAAACAUAUGGCAGUAGGCAAAGCAUAGCGAAGCAGGGCAAUGUGUAAUGCAACGUCAAGUAAAUACUACAAUAUAAUUAAAAUCGUAUAUAUAAUAACUACAAUUAUACCAUACAUAUAUAUUAUACUCUAUAUACAUCAUGUAUACAUGGUCAGGCAAAGAAAAAAAAAACAAAUACUGAAUACAUGCAAGCGUAUAAGCGUAUAAGCAAAGCAUAAAUGAAAUGAGAAUAUUGUAAUUAUUUAUACACCGUAGUAAGAAAGAAAACAUACACACAUACAUACAUACAGUUCGUGAGAUAUUGCAGCCAGUAAUAACUAUGAUUACGCCAAUUAUUCAUGCAGCAACUGCUGCAUAUGAACAAUGCGGUGGUAGUUAACUUGCGCGACGCAGCAGCCCAACUAUCCGAAAAGCUGGGCGAAUAUGCUGCUGAAUGUAAAUGUGAACUCUGAAGAUUCAGCGUCGACCGAUGUAAAUUAUUUACUAUUUACGCAUGUAUUGUAGUUUGUAAAUUCGUAAUAACGGUAGUUUUUAAGCAGGACAUUCGAAGGUAGCCAAGCAAGUGGCGCGGAAUGUUGAGCGCACGACGAUGUAUAGUAUGCAGAUUGCGAAAAAGCAUGAGAAUUUGUGCGCAGUGCAGAAAUAUUUCUAGUACUAAUUGUAAAGCGUUAGUUAAACACUGAAAAACUAAUAUCAAACAAAUUUGUAACACAAUCAAGCUGCUGCUUGUGCGGGCGCGCACCGGCGCAAAUGCAGUCGGCGAGCACAACGCGCGUGCUGGUGGUGGUGAGUCUAUCGUUGGGCGUCAGUGCUUGCAUACAACAUUUAGCUAAAUUACAAAAUAAUUAACUAAGGAAACGAAAACUAUUUUUAUGCGAUUAGAGUGAAUUUUAAGCGUUGCAAAUGUAGUGUGUUCAUAGCUGUAAGCUGUAAGCUGUAAACUGUAAAUUGUAAAUUGUUUUUUAUGCAAAGUCACUGCUAACGCUCUGCGUCACUGUUUAACACACCAACACCACACGCGACAUGUUGGCGCUCUCACGCUCGUUCUCGCUCGGGCGCUCGCACUUGCGCACACACAUCUUCACACAACAACACACAUCUACGCCGCCGCCGUGUUCAGAUUUUUAGGUUUUGUGCUUCUACUUUGACUUAGAUUUUUCGUUUUGUUUCCAUGAGCUAAUUAAUGCAUUGAUACAUUGAAAGCGACAGUUUUGUGGUGUGUUGAAUUUUGAAAUAUGUUAGUAGAAUUCUAGUAGAUGUAUGAGUAUGUAUCCUGUUUUAUUUUGGUUUCCCUUGUUUACUCUGUAUUUUUGCCCUAAUAAUGCAACGCAUAAGACUUGAAUCUAAUUGUAGACAAAAUGAAACAAAACAAGAAUAUGAAAAGGUAGGAAAACCAAAAGCAACUAAUGAAACUGAAACUAAACAGAAACAGAAACAACAACAACAACAAUAACAGCAAAACCAGAAACAACAAAGUAAUUAAACUAAUUAUAGAACAAAUUUGACCUCUAGUGGAAAAGCAAAAGCUACUGAAAUACCGUUGAAAAAGCUCUAAACAAAAGUAUGUAAUUCCUUUUUGUAUUGCAGAACAAAACCGCAUGAAGAUCUAAGUUACGUUUUCCUAAUUGAUUUAAUUUCUCAUUUUUUAUACGACAUACAAAAAGAAUACAAAUAAACAAAAAUAAUUAAAUAAAACUAGCAAAGAAUUAAUACUGAAUGCGUACGAAAAAUCUGUAAGCAUGAAUAUUUCGAAAUGUUAUUUUUUUAAGAAAUUAAAUUAAACAAAAAAUACGUUGUAACGGAGAAUAUACAUAUACAUAGUGAAUAUCGUAUUUCUUUUUGGUUCCUUUCUUCAAUGUUUUGUUCGACUAGUUAAAUGUUUGCAAACUCAGUUUGGUUGCCGCUUUGUAAAAGCCUCUGAGUUAAGCGUUAAAAAUGUAAUUUAAAAUAAAUUUUGUUAUGUAUGGAAUGGAAUUAAACUAAAUGCUAAACGUUGCACUUCCCCUAAAACAAACAAAAGCAAAAAUGAAAUAUUUUGCCACCUCUUAGUUCUAGUUAGGAAAAUGCCUAUUUCUAAACAAACCAGAGACACCUUAUGAUUUUGCUUUAAAGAACCUUCGUAUUUCGAAAAGAUUUGAGAAAUUGAAUUUUCGCUUUUUGCAGUAAGCAGUAGCGAAUUAAGUUUAAGCAGCCAUUUGUGGCACUAUAGAAAGCCAAACAAAAGCAACAAAACGCAAGGCCUGCUUGUGAGCACCGUGCGCAACUUUUGUUGAACUUUUGUUUGUGUGCAACAAUGUAUUGUAUUGGAAAAUGUGGAGUGUGGAAAGAGUGCAACCUUUGCAACAAAGUAUACAUAUUUUGUAUAUAUUUGUAUUUGUAUGAAUUUUUGUGAAUCUGAAUUUAGCGUUAUGCUGUAAAAAUGUGCAGAGCUGAAAUUAAUCUUAGUUUUUAGUGAAAAUGAAAGCAGCAACAAAUGCAAUCGAUCAUUUAUAGAUUUCGUUCAAUUACCGCUGUAUAUUUUUUGUUUGUAUUUUUUCAACACUUUUUGUUGUUUUCGUUUUCGUUUUUGUUUUUAAGUAUAUGCAUAAGUGAUUAGUACUAAAGCGCAUACAAGCACGCAAACAUUUAUUUGAUUUUUCUCAAUUGUCAUCAUUCACAUUAUUUUACAUGCAUACGUAUACUAUACACACAUACACACAACAUGGAAUAUGAAAACACAUUAAUCAACAAUGAGAAAACAUACAUACAUACAUAUAUUGUAGUUAAAACAAGUUAAGAGCGAAUAAUUAAUUUCUUAUUUAAUUAAAUUAAUGCUUAUAGAUGAAUUAUAUUUGUAUUUGUAAUUAAUUUAUGUUACUUUAAUGAAUUAAUUUAUAUUACUAUUCUGAUUAUUAUUUAAACUUAAGGUAAAUUUAUGCGAAAACUAUGGCAAAACAAGAAAAAAAAACAGAAAACAGAAAAA